AUGACAAAGAAUUUUCUUGAUGAAAAAUCUUGGUGUCGUGAAGAGGGUGGGGGUAAGGUAAAAACAAAGACAGAGAUGAAUGAUGAUGAUCAAUCACAGAUCAUAAUGAAUGAUCGUUUCAUUCAUUGUACGAAAAUGAGAUUCGAUGAAUUAGCAGAUACAUCCAAUGGAGUAAAGGCUGCCGAAGCCGCUUUCCGUGAAAAGGUUCUUGCUCGUCAAGUACCAUGGAAUGCUUUCUUCAACUCUAAUGGCAUGUCUGAACAAGAGUGUGAUCUCAUUACAAAGUACGAUAAGAAGCCAGAAGCUGAAAAGCGUGAAAAGUUCUUGGCCAAUGGUGAAAAACUUACUCAUUUCUUUGUCAACUUUAUUCAUAUGAAUGCCAACUAUGAAAUCAUUCAAUAUUUACUUACUUUGAUUAAUGAAAUCAUUCAUAUCGAACCAAAAUCACUUCAAUUCUUUGCCAAGUUGAAAAAGGAUGAUGAUCCAUCAUACCCAUACUCUACAUUCUUUAGACUUUUGUCACGUGAAGACAACAACGCCUAUAUUAACCUCCUCACUGGUGUCAUUCUUGGUAACAUUAUGAGUGCAGGAACUCCACAACAAAAGGAUAUCGAAUAUUUGUUCAACUGGAUUCUCCCAUUGCUCCGUAAGAACAAUGCUCCAGAAGUUGAAGUUGGUCUCAUUGCUCUUCAACCACUCCUCACCAGAGAAGAACACAGAGUUAUUUUCCAUAACUUGCAAGGUCAAGAUUUGUUAAUUAAUAUUUUGGCUCAACAAGUUGCUGCUCCAACUCCAAACCUUACACUUCUUUAUGAAACUCUCUAUGUAUUAUGGUUAUUCUCUUACAAUUCAUCUGUUGCCACCUCUCUUUCCGGUAAGGGUGUUGUUGGUAAAUUGGUUACUAUUAUCAAACAAAUCCAAAAGGAUAAGAUUGUUAGAUUAUCAAUUGCUACAUUAAAGAAUUUGAUGGGCAAGGGUAACAAUAAUGAAGAAAUGAUUGAAUGUGGAUUCAUUCGUAUGUUAAACUUUUUAAGCAACAAGAAAUGGGGUGAUGAAGAUAUUGUCACUGAUUUGACUGAUUUAUCAACUGGUCUCUCUGAAGAUAUUGCAAUCAUGAGUUCAUUUGAUAAAUAUAAAGCUGAAGUAUUAUCAAAUGAAUUGGAAUGGACACCAGUUCACAAGUCUGAACAAUUCUGGAAGGACAAUGCCUCUAAAUUUGAAGAGAAUAACUUUAAUGUUCUCAAAUUCCUCCACCUCAUUCUCCAAAAGUCCUCCAACCCACUUCACCUCUCUGUUGCCUGUCACGAUCUUGGUGAAUUUGUAAUCCAUCACCCACGUGGUAAGCACAUUGUCGAACAACUCCAAAUCAAGCCAGACAUUAUGUCAUUGAUGGCCAACACCAACGAAGAAGUCAAGAAACAUGCUCUCUUUGCUCUCCAAAAGAUGAUGAUCAACAAUUGGGAAUAUUUAUCUGCUAAAUAA
Molecule: messenger RNA, 1482 nt
Organism: Cavenderia fasciculata
Lineage: Eukaryota; Evosea; Eumycetozoa; Acytosteliales; Cavenderiaceae
Gene: vatH
Product: vacuolar ATP synthase subunit H
Exons: 8
Coding region: 1-1482 (493 amino acids)
Biological process (GO): proton transmembrane transport
Cellular component (GO): vacuolar proton-transporting V-type ATPase, V1 domain
Molecular function (GO): proton-transporting ATPase activity, rotational mechanism
Source: RefSeq, a predicted model, not a curated record